This is a messenger RNA of Triticum turgidum subsp. durum (durum wheat), 528 nucleotides long. Lineage: Eukaryota; Viridiplantae; Streptophyta; Magnoliopsida; Poales; Poaceae. The record is from the annotation of a GenBank genome assembly.
AUGGCAUGCGUUAACAUGUACAACCCGGACGGCGGCGCGGUGGCGUUCGGCGGCGGGCAGCCGGGCCCGCGCAUCUCCUUCUCCAGCGACUUCUCCAUGGAGCCGCCGCCGCCGGUGCAGAACCGGGCCAUGGGCCUGCGGUGCCAGGAGGAGGACCAGAACUUCGAGUUCUCCGUGGGCAGCCACCCCAUGAUGGCCGCCGACCAGCUCUUCUCCAAGGGCCGGAUCCUCCCCUUCAAGGUCGAGGGCGGCCGCCCGCCCUCCACGCUCCGCGACGAGCUCCGUGGUGGCGCCGCCGACGAGGAGAGGGCGUCCACGACGCCCAAGGGGUCCAGCCGGUGGAGGGAGAUGCUCGGCCUCCGGAAGUCGCUCUGCGUCGGCGGCGGCGUCGCCAGUAAUGCCGCGGCCGCCAAGAAGAGCGACAAGGUCGUCGCCGUCGACGCCGACGCCAAGAUAGCCACCGACAUGGCCGCGCCCAAGCAGGGAGCUAUGAGAGGUGACCGGCCGAUGGGGACGACGGCGACAUGA